AUGAAAGUGUACGAGCGGGAUUCCCAAAAGGAACUUGAGAUAUAUCGCCAUUUCAACUCCUACACGACCGAGUAUGUUGGCUCGACGCUGGUACGGACUGCCUUCGAAUUCUUCGACAUUGAGACACCCACAGGCCAUCAUCCGUGCAUUAUUCACAAACCUCUUGGGAUGAGCCUGGCAGGACUUAAGGGCGAGACCCGGCGGAAGUUCGCCGAAGAUCUUCCCAAACUCACCUUGACUCACAUCUUUCUUGCUCUUGACUUCCUACGUUCUAAAAGCCGGCGUCAUUCAUACUGGUAUGGCCCUCGCCCCGGCAUCAUGCUCAUCUGGGUGAGUUAG
Exophiala xenobiotica is the source of this 339-nucleotide messenger RNA. RefSeq lists its product as uncharacterized. The coding region runs from base 1 to 339 and encodes 112 amino acids. NCBI's taxonomy places the organism in Eukaryota, Fungi, Ascomycota, Eurotiomycetes, Chaetothyriales, Herpotrichiellaceae. The record is from RefSeq and is a predicted model, not a curated record. The transcript has a single exon.